Pararge aegeria (speckled wood butterfly) is the source of this 2541-nucleotide messenger RNA. RefSeq names its product TBC1 domain family member 13. Lineage: Eukaryota; Metazoa; Arthropoda; Insecta; Lepidoptera; Nymphalidae. The record is from RefSeq and is a predicted model, not a curated record. Gene Ontology annotation, biological process: intracellular protein transport; activation of GTPase activity. The transcript is spliced from 9 exons. The coding region runs from base 140 to 1294 and encodes 384 amino acids. Gene Ontology annotation, molecular function: GTPase activator activity.
UCAGUUCUCGUACUUGCCGAAAGGGCUAAUCAAAAUAAGAAUAAUAAAUAGUACUUCCUAAAAGAGUCGGUGAAAAUCUACUCAUUAAACUGUUACAGUGAAUAUCUUCAGGUUUUUAAAAUUUAAGCAAAAUCGCAAAAUGAGUCUACAAAAAGCCAGAAUUAAAGCCUUCGAAGAUCUUCUGGGGCAAGAUGUCAUAAACAUGGGACAACUGCAGAAACUAGCAUUUAAUGGAGUGCCUGAAGAAAAAGGACUGCGUUCCCUGGUGUGGAAAAUUUUGCUUCAUUACUUACCCCAAGAAAAAGAUGCUUGGCAAAGCACUUUGUUGAAAAAACGUCAACUUUAUCAACAAUUUAUCGAUGAGAUCAUAGUGUCGCCAGGUGGACCAAGUGAUCAUCCACUAAACAUAAGUCCGGAUAGUUCGUGGAGUGUGUAUUUCAAAGACAAUGAAGUUCUUUUACAAAUUGACAAGGAUGUCAGAAGACUUUGCCCUGAUAUCAACUUCUUUCAAUCUGCUACUGAAUUCCCUUGUCUUGAAAUUGUGAACAGUAAUGGCGUAAAGCGUCUGCAUAAGAGAGUUGAACAAUCCGUUUUGAGUUAUUCAACUUUGGAAAGAAGGGGUCUUGGUGUCGCUACGCUGAGCAAUGAAAUCCGGCGAUCAAGCAGUGUUACGAGUGGUGACUACACACCCCUGAAUGAGGGCUGCGAAGCUCAUUGGGAAGUGGUAGAGCGUAUGCUAUUUCUGUACGCCAAGCUGAACCCUGGCCAGGGCUACGUCCAGGGCAUGAAUGAGAUCAUUGGACCUAUCUACCACACCUUCGCUUGUGAUACCAACAAGGAUUACCGGAAGUUCGCAGAAGCCGACUGCUUCUUUUGCUUCACGAACCUUAUGGCUGAGAUACGGGAUUUCUUCAUACGCACCUUGGACGAAACUGAGAGUGGCAUCAACUAUAUGAUGACGAAGCUAUGCGAGUGUCUGAAGAAAAACGACCGUGACAUAUCAGAGCGUCUUGAGAGGCAAGAGUUACGACCACAGUACUACAGUUUUAGGUGGCUAACAUUGCUGUUGUCUCAAGAAUUCUCGUUGCCAGAUGUUGAGAGAAUCUGGGACUCGCUAUUCGCAGAUUCACACCGAUUCAAUUUCCUGAUUUACAUUUGCUGUGCCAUGAUUCUAUUAGUACGAAACAACUUGCUGAGCGGCGACUUCGCGUCAAAUGUCAAGCUACUGCAAAACUUUCCACCGAUGGACGUAUCUUUAAUACUAAACAAAGCUGUAGACAUAUCAAAGACAUAGAUUGUUAAACAUGUUUUAAGAUCAGAUCUCUGCGAUGAGCGGUAUUAUGUUGCAUAUUUUUUUAUAAUGUUACGAUGAAAUAUUAACAGCGAAUUACUCGUAUUGUCUACAUUCCUUCUAAAGCAUUAUAAAUACCGACCUGUGUCCAUUUUUUUAGAGUAACGUACCCAAAGACGGGUCCCUAUUUCUAAAACACCGCUGUCCGUCUGUCUGUCUGUCUGUCCGUCUGGCACCAGGCUGUGCCUGAUGAAGUGUGAUUGUUAGACAUUUGAAAUUUUCACGAUGUAUUUAUUUAUGUGGUCGCUAUAAAAAAUACUAGAAAAACAGAAUAAAAUAUAUAUUUAAGGGACAACAGACAUGACUUUUUUGCCGUUUUUAUAUUAAAUGGUACGGAACUCGUGCGCAAGACCGAUUGCACGCCGGUUUUUUGUUUCUUUUUGACACCACUCGACCGAUGAUACCUUAUAUCAUUGGAGAUACAUAUUGAAUUCUAAUAUUAUGAAAUAAUCAACUUUACUAUAAUUUCCACCAUCAGAGAUAAUUUAACUUAGUGGAAAAAAUCUUGUUGGACAAAUAAGUUUGACUACUCAACUUUUACAAUAGGCAUUAUAGUAUAUAUAAUCUCUACUUGUAAGUUUCUUUUAGUUGGUUAUUUACUAACGGCGCCGCCGAAACAACUAGCCUAGCUAAUAUUUCGAAAAAACAAACUAUGAAAUUUAGUGUUGAUUCACAAAAUGGCUGAAAAGUAUGUAAAAGAUUCAAAGGCCUUUAACAAAACGCGAAAAUUGAAAACUUUGCUCGGUAAUUAAGUAUUUAUUUAUUUAUUUUACAUCUUGUUAGUAUGGUAGGGCCACUUACUCUAACCAAGUAGAAUUACAUGAUUUAUGGAUAAUUAUAAGAUAAAUAAAUGAAAGAUGACAUUAAACCUUAUAAAAGAUAUGAUAUUAAUAUAGUGUACUAUAGAGAUACUCUGGGAAUAUUGAAGUUAAGGUCAUAAUAAGUAUAGGUAUAGGUCAUUUAAAGUAUUCGGAUCACAUCAAGUACACCGAUCAUAUAUUAACUAUACCUGCAAAAUAUUCAAAAAAGUACUUAAAUUAUUUAAAAUAGUAAAGUAUUUAACUUAUAUGUAUGUGUGUGUAUUAUAACAGCGCUGACCGACAAUUUAAUGGCUUUACGAAAUAUCAGCGCUUGUUUACAGAAUGGUGUCUUUAGACGGCCGAUUGGCGCAGUGGCUAGUGACCCUGCUU